Messenger RNA from Chelonoidis abingdonii (Abingdon island giant tortoise), 1378 nucleotides. NCBI's taxonomy places the organism in Eukaryota, Metazoa, Chordata, Testudines, Testudinidae. The record is from RefSeq and is a predicted model, not a curated record.
CCCGCAUUGUGACAUCACCCCCAGAAUCCUGGGGUUUCCGUGGGGCUGGGCAGGCAGCAGCUGUCUCUGCCCCAAGAUCAGCCAUGUCUCCCCACGGGUGUCUGAGCGUCACCAAAUAUUUCCUCUUCCUCUUCAACCUCCUCUUCUUCGUCCUGGGUGGCAUCAUCCUCAGCUUCGGCCUCUGGAUCCUAAUCGACCAGCAAAGCUUCGCUGCCAUUCUGGGGUCCUCCCUGUACGCCCUGAAGGUCUGGUCCUACAUCUUGUCGGGAGUUGGCAUCAUCACCAUGCUGAUGGGUUUCCUCGGAUGCCUGGGUUCCCUCAAGGAGAUCAAGUGUAUGCUGGGAUUUUAUUUCGGUUUCCUCUUUCUCCUCUUCGCUGCCCAGAUCACCAUUGGAGUCCUGCUGUACACGCAGCGUGUCACAUUGAGUGGCAAGGUGGGGGUGUUCGUGGAGGACGCCAUCCGGACCUAUCCGCUGGCAGGACCCCCCAGCGAGAAGUACCAGAGCUGGGACUUCAUCCAGGGGCAGCUCCAGUGCUGCGGCUGGAACUCGUACCUGGACUGGCACCAGAACCCCAUCGUGGACAAUUCCUCCCGCAAACUGUACCCCUGCUCCUGUCACAACAGCUCCAGCCCUGGUGAGCGCGGCACCAACAUCACUGAGGCCCCAGCCAUGCAGGGAGCCACCGGGUUCUGCGUCGCUUAUGGGGAGUGGCCGGUCUACAGGCAGGGCUGCGUGAACAGUGUCCAGGGCUGGCUGGCCAAUAACAUCAUCAGCAUCGUGGGCGUCUGCCUGGGCAUUGCCCUGAUGGAGCUCUGUCUCAUGAUGUUAUCGAUGUUUCUGUUUAGAAACAUGGGCCAGAACUACGACAAGCUGACCCGAUACUCCUAGGAAGCCCCUCCCACCCCAGGGGGUGGAGGGGGAGCAGAUGGGCAGGAGUCACCGCCCCCCAACUGGGACCAUCCAGCAUGGGCUGAAGCAGCUUUCUGUCUCUGUCUGUCUGUUCCUGAGUGUUCUUGGCUGGGGGCAGAGCCCCUGGUCCAUUCCCCCACCCUGUCCCGGCCUGAGCUGUGCUCACCCUUUGGGGCAGUGCCAUAGGGAUGGGGCAGCUAUAACAUUCUGUCUUUGGGUAUCUAUUAGUGGGGUUUGCUGCAGUAGGGAGGGCAGGCUGGUGGUGGGGGUGGGGAGAAGAAGUCCUGUGGUACCUUGGGGGGGAGGGAGGGGCAGGAGGUUGGGAUGUGUGAAUAUGUCUGUGUGCCAUUGAAUGUGUUCUCCACGGGGGUGGGACCCCCGGUUCCCCCCUCCCCAGGAAUUCACAACUUUUGUAAAAUCCACUUUGUAAAUAAAAUAAAAAUUUGGGGUUCCAGCCCUGAAAAAUU